GAGAAGCGAAAAUUCAUUCGGACCCGAGAGGGUGGCUCAUCGUUCCCUGCCUGCCCUUUGCCAAGAUGCAAGUAUGGACAUUAUAGCCUAUGAUGAUUUCUCCAGUCCACCGCUCCAGAGACAUUGAAAGGAAGCCCGAGUACCUCCAGCCCGACAAGUGUGUCCCGCCUCCGAGCCGCGCUUCCCUGGGAACGAUGUGGUUUAUCCGAGAUGGCUGUGGCAUUGCGUGUGCUGUCGUGACCUGGAUGCUCGUGUUUUAUGCCGACUUUGUAGUCCUCCUUGUCAUGUUGGUUCCGUCACGGGAUUACGUUUAUAGUGUGAUCAAUGGCACCCUGUUCAACACCUUGGCUUUCCUCGCUUUGGCUUCGCAUUUCCGUGCUAUGCUGACGGAUCCAGGUGCUGUGCCCAAAGGUAACGCCACGAAGGAGUUCAUUGAGAGCUUGCAGCUAAAGCCAGGACAGGUGGUUUACAAGUGCCCCAAAUGCUGUAGCAUUAAACCAGACAGAGCACAUCACUGCAGUGUUUGCAAGAGAUGUAUUCGGAAAAUGGACCAUCACUGCCCGUGGGUCAAUAACUGUGUAGGAGAGAAUAACCAGAAGUACUUUGUACUGUUUACAAUGUAUAUAGCACUGAUUUCCCUGCAUGCUCUAAUCAUGGUGGGAUUUCACUUCUUGUAUUGCUUUGAAGAAGACUGGACAAAAUGCAGCUCCUUCUCACCGCCAACUACAGUGAUUCUUCUUAUCCUCUUGUGUUUUGAGGCUCUCCUAUUCCUCAUCUUCACGUCGGUAAUGUUUGGGACCCAAGUACACUCCAUCUGCACUGAUGAAACGGGAAUAGAACAGUUGAAAAAGGAAGAGAGAAGAUGGGCUAAAAAAACAAAAUGGAUGAACAUGAAAGCAGUAUUUGGCCAUCCGUUCUCUAUAGCAUGGCUUAGCCCAUUCGCAACACCAGACCAAGGAAAAGCAGACCCGUAUCAGUAUGUGGUCUGAGGAUUUCUUGACCAGCAUUUCCACUAAACUAGAAAUAUAUUACAGCACUACUGUUAUAAUUUUUCCAUGAAUGUUUAAAACAAAAAGCAGAACAAACUUUUUUUAUGUCUAUGAGAAAUGGCUGAUAAUUGCAGAAAAAAAAAGCCCUGUAUUCCACAACUUUAGAUAAUUCUAUAUCUCUGGCUGAAACUGCUGCUGCUUCUUUUGCUUUCUUUUCUUUUUUUUUUCUUUCUUUUCUUUCUUUCUUUCUUU
Messenger RNA from Tinamus guttatus (white-throated tinamou), 1241 nucleotides. Lineage: Eukaryota; Metazoa; Chordata; Aves; Tinamiformes; Tinamidae. The record is from RefSeq and is a predicted model, not a curated record.